AAGUGAAAGAGAAACGUCAAAUUCUGCUAAAACCGAAUCCAAAAAAAAUAAUAAUAAAACAGUUGAGGAAGAAAAGAAAGAAAGAAAGAGAAUGGUGAGAAGAGGGAAACGCAGAAUAUUGGUGGCAUUAGCUGUGGCUAUGUUUCUAGGAAUAACAGUUUAUUUCAGGCUUUGGGCUAUUCAAUACUCUAUCUCUUCUGAUGAUGCUGAGUUAAUCAGGAGACAGUUUGAUCUUGCAAACAAAGAGGCAAUGGAUGAAUCUGCAGAGUGGAGGCUGAGAUUUGAUAAAGAGGUAGAAAAGGCUUCCAAUUAUGCCAAGGAACUGGAAGAGAUCAAGGAGUCUAUUGAAAAGAAGGAAGAUUCCACCAGCUUUGAUAAGAGACUGAAGAUGUUGCAAAAGGACAAUGCUGCUCUACGUGAGCAUGUUGAAAUGUUAAAAACUGAGCUUGAAGCUGAGAAACGGAGGUGUCGUUCAUAGUAGAGAAACGAAAAUUUGCUGAUAUAUUUGGGUUGAGCACAACAUCUCUCAGCUACAUUGCUUGCUACUAAUCGGUUGGGAAUCUGCAGCUUCCCAAGUAAUUCAGUAUGUGUUCAUGGACUUUGAAGUUGUUCUCUCCCUAUGCAUGAUUAAGGCCUCAAAUUCUCUUUUUUUCCUUAGAUGGUGGGUUGGGACUAGGAUUGGUUUCUUGACAGCUUGUUGAUA
This is a messenger RNA of Hibiscus syriacus, 703 nucleotides long. RefSeq lists its product as uncharacterized. The transcript is spliced from 4 exons. Lineage: Eukaryota; Viridiplantae; Streptophyta; Magnoliopsida; Malvales; Malvaceae. The coding region runs from base 92 to 478 and encodes 128 amino acids. The record is from RefSeq and is a predicted model, not a curated record.